This is a messenger RNA of Penicillium mononematosum, 822 nucleotides long. RefSeq lists its product as uncharacterized. The transcript is spliced from 3 exons. Bases 1 to 822 code for a protein of 273 amino acids. Lineage: Eukaryota; Fungi; Ascomycota; Eurotiomycetes; Eurotiales; Aspergillaceae. The record is from RefSeq and is a predicted model, not a curated record. Gene Ontology annotation, biological process: lipid metabolic process.
AUGCGUUUCUCUUUAUUCACAGUCCUGUCCGCAGUGGCUUCGUUGGGUAAUGCCCUCCCCGGCAAACUGCAGACACGAGAUGUUUCGGCCAGCGAACUAAACCAGUUCGGCUUCUGGGUCCAGUAUGCAGCCGCGACAUACUAUGUCGAGAACUACGAGGCUCAAGUGGGCGACAAGAUCAGUUGUUCGAAAGGAAACUGUCCCGAAGUGGAGAAAACCGGUGCGACUGUAUUCUAUGAUUUCUCCGACGAUGCCACCUUUAUACACACAAACCCUGAUCUCUGUGACGGAUGCCUCGCCGAGCUCGGCUUCUGGAGCUCAUGGAAGCUAGUCCGCGACGACAUCAUCAAAGAACUGAAAGAUGCCGUCUCCCAGAACCCCGAGUACGAGCUAGUCGUAGUAGGCCACAGCCUUGGCGCCGCCGUCGCAACCCUUGCUGCCGCUGAUCUCCGGGGCAAAGGCUACCCGUCGGCUAAGCUGUACGCGUAUGCCUCGCCUCGCGUGGCCAACGCGGCUUUGGCCAAGUAUAUCACGGCGCAGGGGAACAACUACCGUUUCACCCAUACCAAUGACCCGGUACCUAAGCUGCCGUUGUUGUCCAUGGGCUACGUUCAUGUCAGUCCUGAGUAUUGGAUCACAUCGCCUAACAAUGCCACUGUCGGUACUUCUGAUAUUAAGGUUAUUGAGGGAGAUGUCUCCUUUGACGGAAACACUGGAACUGGUUUGCCGUUGUUGACGGACUUUGAGGCGCAUGUCUGGUAUUUUGUGCACGUUGAUGCCGGCAAGGGCCCUGGGCUGCCAUUCAAGAGGGGUUUAAUUUAA